GCGAAGGCUUGCUCACACUUGUCCUGUCAGCAGAACGCCAGCUCUAGACCUCAGCAGCACACAGGCACUAGCUCACUCGGCGCGUCUCCUUGCGCAUGGUUGGAGUUGCCAACAGGGUCUGGGGGUAAAGGUUGUGGAAAGCUUCUUUUUUUGUUUUACUGAAAUUGAUUCUGCGGCUGAUAUUCAGAAGAAACUUUACAAGCCGCAAUAUAUAGGACCAUUACUUCAAAAGCGACGGAUCUUUUUCACAGAGGUAACGGAGAGCGCAGAGCUGGAAUUGAUAUUGCCUGAGACUACAUCUUGGCUUCGUUUACGAAGUUGGAGACUAGCAACAUGGAUUUGACACUUCUCUAGAUUUAGCUACACUUCUCGGAUACUCUCACUUUUCUUUAGAAAAGGGGACAGCUGCGAAUUCAUCCGUUUGAACGUUUGUUAAACUUCCCUAUCAUUAAGCCUGAUUUCCAUGAAAAUGGCAUUGAAGAACGCACGAGUGGUGUCGACACAGAUGCUUUUUUGGCUCGUGGUUGUGUGCCACUGUGUUCCAGUGCUGGCAUGUAGCAGCACCUAUGAGUACGCCAUCGAGGAGUUCUGCCUGGCCAAGUUCCAACUGGACAUGGAGGCUCUGGACCAGCAUCACUGGUGCAGCUGGGAGGACACCAUCGAGUCAUAUGGAGAACUGACGAACUGCACCUACCUGGUGGCCCUGAAAAUGGACUGCUUCUGGCCUAACCACUUGGUGGAUGAGUUCUUCAUUCGCAUCCACAAGCACUACUUCUAUGACUGCUCUCUGUCUGGUCGACGGCUCCGCGACCCACCCAACCGCAUCCUGGGGCCUUUCAUCGUGGUGCCCAUCCUGGUCACCCUGCUCAUGACUGCCCUAGUGGUGUGGAGGAGCAAGCGCAGCGAGGGCAUUGUCUAGCUGGGGCCAGAGACAGCAGCUAGGGACCUGCAGGCUCUAGGAUCAGUUUAGCUCACAUUGAUUCCAACCCUGCCCCACAGGAGGAGGAUACUAAACUGACCCUAGAUUGGCACCUAGGAGCCCCUCUGACAGGUACAAAUCCACAAACAAUACAGCCAGGAGACAGAGUUGGGGUAUGCUCCAGCACUGGUGGACCAAACACAAAGACAGGAGGGGGAAAUAAUGAUCUGAUAAGCAGAACUCAGUGAUGACUACAGGAGACUGGAACACAGUGCUGAGUACACUCUGCACUCAGCCAUUACCUCUUAAUGAGACCUAGGGUUAUAAAGGGAAUUUUGUUGGAAGUAUGGAAGCAAAUGUGUCAAGGAGUUGCUUAUGUAAAAGAAUGGACAGGUGCAAUCCUUGCGGGGAUUUCACAUUCCCUGUGUGGAGCGUUGGCGCGGGUCCUUUAACAGGCAUCGCUAGGAACAGAGACAAAGGUCUGCCCCCCAUCAUGCCUUUCAGCUCAGUCCUGCUCUCUUACUCUACUACAACAUUUGGGCAUUUUUCCCUUUGUACCAAAAACUGGCAGAGUUCAAAGAAUUGCUUGAAAAUAAAAGCCCUGUUUGGUCAUCAAUGGAAAUGGAUGGAAAAAUGGAAAUUGCCUUGCUCAACAACUGUUUGAAUCUGAAGUACUUGACACUAAUAAUGAAAUUGAGAGACUUUGACAUUUCUAUUAACUGUGUAAAGUACAACAUGGAUCAAAAAACAAUAAAUUAUAUUACCUUGUACAAUGUGUUUAAAAGUCACCAAAGUCACAGAAGCUAAUGUCCUCUGGAUGGAAUCUUUAAAGAAAGACCAAUUACAUUUUCACAGGUAAACUCCCAAUGAAUGAGGAUACAUGUGUUUGUACCCGCAGAGCUGAAGGCCUGGUCAGAAGCUUGUAUUUGGCAGAUGCUUUAUAUCAAAGACAGGUUGGGAUUUGAUCAUGGGACUUCUUGAUCAGUAGUCAAAUGUUCUACCCACUCUUAAUAUCGCCAAGGGUUCAACACAGCUUUCAGGUCCACCUUUGAUUACUUGAUUUGGACACACCUGGUCUGGUUUUGUCUUUCUGCGUCCUUGUCUGGUGGCCUGGCUGCGCUCUGCUUUGUCAAUAUGCCCUCUCUAGAAAGAGCUGGAAACACACCUUUCCUUUCCUCUUGACUGGUCAGUGCCAGAGGAAACAGUUUUUUUCUACCCACUGUGAGUGUAUGUCGCCACACUAAAGCUAAAGCCCUGGAACACCUGGCUGCCACACAUCCUUAUGCUAAAUGUACCUCUUCAUUAGAGUAAAGCAGACUGUGGACUUGAGGAAAAAACGAAGUCAUGCUUGGGUAAAUGAAGACUCACCAUGAGGAAAGAGCAGGUGAAAGUACUGUGGACUCAGACAGGAUGGACAGGAUGUUGUAAACUGAGUCUCAAAUAGAAACCCAUCAAAGCUGCUUUUGGACAGCACAAUGUUUUAUAUAUAAACUGUCUCCUUUGCUAAAUGAGUUGUGCAACCAAGCGUGGGACAGUUGGAAAAGUGUGAAAUGACAUCAGACUUUAUGAAUAAUGCAUUACUUCUUCAGUUAGAAAGUGGGCACUGCAAGUGCCAAGUGUUGGGAAAUACAUUUAAAUGAGCAUCACUGUAGUAGUUACUGUACCUAACACAAUAACAGAUCACAACAAAAUAGAGACAAUAUAUAAUGAUGCUGUUUUUAAUAUGAGGUUUUAAAAUAUAUCAAAUCCAUGGUAAAAAAAAUCCAUGACUGUUCACAUCCCAUUAAAUCCCAAACAAUGCUGAGGUGGAAGAGGCUUUCGAGACUGGGUAUGUUGGACAGCUUUUCUGUUACAUGUUUCUGUGUGAGUGAAACAGCAU
Molecule: messenger RNA, 2798 nt
Organism: Hypomesus transpacificus
Lineage: Eukaryota; Metazoa; Chordata; Actinopteri; Osmeriformes; Osmeridae
Gene: ramp1
Product: receptor activity modifying protein 1
Exons: 3
Coding region: 464-919 (151 amino acids)
Biological process (GO): receptor internalization; G protein-coupled receptor signaling pathway; calcium ion transport
Cellular component (GO): signaling receptor complex; membrane; cell surface
Molecular function (GO): coreceptor activity
Source: RefSeq, a predicted model, not a curated record